Penicillium expansum is the source of this 1308-nucleotide messenger RNA. RefSeq names its product putative hydroxymethylglutaryl-CoA synthase (gene erg13A). Gene Ontology annotation, biological process: ergosterol biosynthetic process; acetyl-CoA metabolic process. The record is from RefSeq and is a predicted model, not a curated record. Lineage: Eukaryota; Fungi; Ascomycota; Eurotiomycetes; Eurotiales; Aspergillaceae. Gene Ontology annotation, molecular function: hydroxymethylglutaryl-CoA synthase activity. The transcript is spliced from 5 exons. Bases 1 to 1308 code for a protein of 435 amino acids.
AUGCCCUCCAACUCCCAAAAUGUGGGCAUCAAGGCCCUGGAAAUUUAUUUCCCUAGUCGGUACGUGCCACAAAGCGAGCUAGAGACCUAUCUCGGGGCCAGUACUGGAAAAUUUACCAUUGGCCUGGCUCAGCAGAAGAUGAGCUUCUGUGAUGAUCGUGAAGAUCUCUAUUCUAUGGCCCUCACGGCAGUCUCGUCCCUGUUGGAAAAGUACCGGAUUGACCCAAAUACCAUUGGCCGCUUGGAAGUGGGAACAGAAACGUUACUCGACAAAUCCAAGUCUUGCAAGUCAGUGCUCAUGCAACUGUUCGGCGAGAACACGGAUAUCGAGGGAGUCGAUACUUACAAUGCCUGCUAUGGUGGAACUAAUGCCUUGUUAAAUGCAAUCAACUGGGUCGAAUCAUCCGCGUGGGAUGGUCGCAACGCUAUUGUCGUAGCAGGUGACAUCGCUCUCUACGAUAAGCCCGCCGCGCGUCCUACUGGUGGCGCCGGCUGUGUGGCUAUGCUAAUUGGCGCCGAUGCGCCUCUCGUGCUGGAGCCCUUCCGCGGAUCGUAUAUGAAGCACGUCUACGACUUCUAUAAGGGGGACUUCAAAUCGGAGUACCCACUUGUUGAUGGACAGUACUCUAACACAUGUUACCUUGAGGCUUUGGACAACUGCUAUCAACGGUAUCGUACUAAAUCUCUAGCUAAAAGUGGUGGGUUGCCAAGCGGAGAUGAAAAGUCCCAGGGGAGCUUCUUGGAUACCUUUCAGUAUUUCGUCUUUCACGCGCCUAACUGCAAGCUCGUCUCUAAGGCCUACGGUCGUCUGCUGUUCAACGAUCUCCGCACAGAGCCCAACCACUUUGAUGAUAUUCCAGCAAUGGUCCGCGAUGUUGAGUACACUGCGUCUCUGACGGACAAAGAAGUUGAGAAGACUUGUAUCGGGUUGACCAAGAAAAGGUUCUCCGAGCGUGUCCAACCAUCUAUUACUGCACCCACAAAUUGUGGGAACAUUGAGGAACUGCAGAACAAGCGCAUCGGCAUGUUCAGUUACGGCAGUGGCCUGGCUAGCACUCUGUUUAGCUUUCGUGUCACAGGCGAUACUUCUGGCAUUGCGCAGCAGGUCCAAUUGAAUGAGCGCUUGGAAGCUCGCACGGCGGUCUCGCCGGAGUUUUAUAACGAGAUGUGCAACCUCCGGGAAACAGCCUAUCAGCAGAAGAGCUAUACCCCUAUGGGAAGCGUCGAUAGUCUAGCUCCGGGUACUUACUACCUUGUUCACGUUGACGAGAUGUUUCGACGAAGCUAUGAAAAAAAGCCGGCCGUCUGA